This is a messenger RNA of Ilyonectria robusta, 726 nucleotides long. RefSeq lists its product as uncharacterized. Lineage: Eukaryota; Fungi; Ascomycota; Sordariomycetes; Hypocreales; Nectriaceae. The transcript has a single exon. The record is from RefSeq and is a predicted model, not a curated record. Bases 1 to 726 code for a protein of 241 amino acids.
AUGUUCACAAUAGGCGAGUGCUUCGUCCGGUUUUAUAACUCGUCGUGCGAGACCUUUGUCGAUUUGAUUGACGAGCCCCAGCGCCUGCGACUGCGGGUUCGACCAAAGCUUGAUCCCGCUCAUGGAAAUGCAGAUGAUACGCGGCCGGGCCAAUCAUCAAAGACGCAACUUAACACUUCCAAGAAAGGACGCAAGGAAUUGCAUCACGGGGUCAAGUUCUGGCCACCGGAUCAAUCUUCACCGCCCAACCCCGAGCUAGCCCAACUUCACAAUAUUCUCUAUCCCCAGAUACCGAUGAACGAAGUUGACUGGGCCAUGGACGACCGUACUCUAAUCUAUGCCUCAGGGCACGCGGUUAGAGGCCGGCCCAGGCCGCUAGUCCUCAUAUCUUUUGAUUCCGCGAUUCGGUUCCCAGGCUACCCAAAGCUGCAGCUCAGCUGUGCAGAUCCAGAUGGAUCGAAUAUCCUGCCGCCCAAUAGACCCCACCCGGCGGCAGAGCAUGCUCACAUUAUACCAGAGACUCCGGUGGGCUCUGUGAACCUCCAUGGCGUGUCUGGCGUGUCUUCGGUCAUGGCUACCUCAGAUACCGAGUGUCAGAAGGAUCCUACGGCGCCAAAUGUAACACCAACCCCAACGGCUCAGCCAUGGGCCAAGACAUAUCAGGCUCUUUACAUGAGCAUGCCCAAGACCGAAACAUCGCCGUGUGGUUUUGAUCUGUCGUACUGA